This is a messenger RNA of Suillus clintonianus, 786 nucleotides long. RefSeq lists its product as uncharacterized. The coding region runs from base 146 to 661 and encodes 171 amino acids. The record is from RefSeq and is a predicted model, not a curated record. The transcript has 4 exons. Lineage: Eukaryota; Fungi; Basidiomycota; Agaricomycetes; Boletales; Suillaceae.
CCUCCAAAUAACAGGGAAGGAUUUCCGGUAGGUACAAUCCUUAUCGCUCUGGAAUAUGAGCACAAGCGUCGCCUCCUUGCCGAGGUCAUUAGUCUGAAAGGUCAGGUUUCUGACGAAGGCCGGGGCGCAUGUCGGUGCUUCUUAUAUGCUUCGGGUCAGGGAGGCUGUAUCUGCUUUCUUGGUUCGUGAUAUAGUGCCUUUCCCAUGUCUGUGUUUGCCGCAGAAGACCUGCUAUAUGCAUCAAGCCACCCCUUGCUUCCUUGCUUGCUCAAUGGUCACUUUCUUCUUAAUAAGCCUUCCCUGCACAUUCGUACCUGCCGCUGGGGACCUGAUGCAUUAUACCAUCCCCUUACCUUGGGUUUACCUUGGUUGGCUAUAUAUCCAGCGCUCCCUUGGCUUUUCUUCGUGCCUUCAUAUGCGCCGUUGUGGACUCCGUCUCGCCUUCAGUGUCCGAGCGCUGCCAGCCUGGAAGACAGUGCCUGCUUCCUUGACUUGGUAUAUAGCCACCCUUCGUCGGAAGCUCGUAGCUGCCGUUGAUACUGCAUUCAGGUGCACAACGCUCCUCCUGGGCGUCAUAUCCUUGGCAAUCUUGCCUUCCUCACCGUUCCUGUUCCUCAAUCCUUUUCGGAUUUCACCCUGCUGCCAGGUCGUUCAACAGUGAUGUUGCUAUCAACUUGAAGACCUGAUUGCUACUAUGAAUGAGGUGACAGAAAAAGAGAGUUGAACGAUCUACGUUGCAAAUCUGCUACCAACGGUAACCAACCAUAGUCACAGUGGGCGUUUGUA